This is a messenger RNA of Acomys russatus (golden spiny mouse), 1824 nucleotides long. It is a transcript of the gene Suox, whose product is annotated as sulfite oxidase. The transcript is spliced from 4 exons. NCBI's taxonomy places the organism in Eukaryota, Metazoa, Chordata, Mammalia, Rodentia, Muridae. The coding region runs from base 148 to 1785 and encodes 545 amino acids. Gene Ontology annotation, molecular function: oxidoreductase activity; heme binding; molybdenum ion binding. The record is from RefSeq and is a predicted model, not a curated record. Gene Ontology annotation, cellular component: mitochondrion.
UCCUGGGUCAAAGAGGCACCAGGUUGUGAGGAAGACACUGCUGCAGGACAGAGGGCAGAAAAAGUAACUUCCUUCUGUAGCCUGACACCCUGGCCAUUGACUCCGCUGGGUUUGCUGAAAUCAUCACAGACUACAAGGUCUGCCACAAUGCUGCGUCUGUACAGAACUGUGGUUGUGGGGCUCCCACAGGUCAUGAGAGUCAAGUCAACCCCCUUGAGGCUCUGCAUUCAAGCAUGCUCCACAAAUGAUUCACUCAGGCCCCAGCCUCCUGGCCUUACAGUCUCUGAUGGUAGCUCAAGGACUCGGGGAUGGAGAGUCGUGGGGACUCUGCUCGGCCUUGGCGCGGCGCUGGCCUAUCAUGAGCAUCAGUGUAGGGCUGCUCAGGAGGCACCGCGGAUUUACACCAAGGAGGAUGUGCGUUCCCACAACAGCCCUGAAACUGGGGUCUGGGUAACAUUAGGCUCUGAGGUCUUUGAUGUCACAAAAUUUGUGGACAUGCAUCCAGGAGGGCCGUCAAAACUGAUCCUGGCAGCUGGGGGUCCCCUAGAACCCUUCUGGGCCCUCUAUGCUGUUCACAACCAGCCCCAUGUACGUGAGUUACUGGCUGAGUAUAAGAUUGGGGAGCUGAGCCCUGAAGAUAAUAUGCUCCCCACCCUGGAGGCCUCUGACCCUUUCGCCAAUGAUCCUACACGUCAUCCGGCCCUGAGGAUUAAUAGCCAGCGCCCCUUUAAUGCAGAGCCUCCUCCUGAACUGCUAACAGAAAACUACAUCACACCAAACCCCGUUUUCUUCACCCGGAACCACCUGCCCGUACCUAACCUGGACCCAGAUACCUAUCGUUUACAUGUAGCCGGGGCACCUGGAGGCCAGUCACUGUCACUGUCCUUGGGUGACUUGUACAAGUUUCCCAAGCAUGAGGUCACGGUCACUCUGCAGUGCGCUGGCAACCGGCGCUCUGAAAUGAGUAAGGUCAAGGAAGUGAAAGGUCUGGAAUGGAGGACAGGGGCCAUUAGCACAGCACGCUGGGCUGGUGCACGGCUCUGUGAUGUAUUAGCCCAGGCUGGUCACCGACCUCGGGAAACUGAGGCUCAUGUCUGUUUUGAGGGACUGGACUCAGACCCUACCGGGACCGCCUACGGAGCGUCCAUCCCUCUGGCUCGGGCCUUGGAUCCCGAAGCCGAGGUCCUCCUGGCGUAUGAAAUGAACGGCCAGCCUCUGCCUCGUGACCACGGCUUUCCUGUACGGGUGGUGGUUCCUGGCGUGGUAGGCGCCCGCCAUGUCAAAUGGCUGGGCCGAGUGAGCGUGGAGUCAGAGGAGAGUCCUAGUCACUGGCAGAGGCGGGAUUACAAAGGCUUCUCCCCGUCCGUGGACUGGGACACAGUAGACUUUGAUCUGGCUCCAUCAAUUCAGGAACUGCCUAUCCAAUCGGCUAUCACGCAGCCUCAAGAUGGGGCCACGGUCGAGCCCGGAGAGGUGACGAUCAAGGGCUACGCAUGGAGCGGCGGCGGCCGGGCUGUGAUUAGAGUGGACGUGUCUAUGGACGGUGGACUGACCUGGCAGGAAGCCGAGCUAGAGGGAGAAGAACAGCAUCCCAGGAAGGCCUGGGCCUGGCGAAUAUGGCAGCUGAAAGCUCGUGUGCCAGCUGGGCAAAAGGAACUGAGGCUCGUCUGUAAGGCCGUGGAUGACAGUUACAACGUGCAGCCCGACACUGUAGCCCCCAUCUGGAACCUGCGAGGCGUGCUCAGCAAUGCCUGGCACCGCGUCCAUGUUCGUGUGGUCCCGUGACCACAUGACAAAAGGCAACAGAGCAAUUUGUACCCAAAG